Messenger RNA from Aphis gossypii (cotton aphid), 576 nucleotides. RefSeq lists its product as uncharacterized. NCBI's taxonomy places the organism in Eukaryota, Metazoa, Arthropoda, Insecta, Hemiptera, Aphididae. The transcript has 2 exons. The record is from RefSeq and is a predicted model, not a curated record. Bases 201 to 524 code for a protein of 107 amino acids.
AAACGCGAACGCGCUUUGCUUACACAUUAGGCGCGUUUCUCAAAGAUAAAAAGGGCGCCAAAACUCGCAAAUUAAAAGCGCGCCUGUUAUUUGUACUUUGUGAUGUACCAGUCUUGUUGUUACUGUUCAUCGUACAUGACCACGUUUACAACACACUUUCCGUUGUAAUUUAUUUUUCAAGUUUCAUUUAUUUUUUAAACAUGGAAAUAUUAAAUGAUAUUGAAGCUGCGUGUGUUAUUUUCGCACUAUACGAGGAACACGAACUUAAAAAGAAGGAAAAAUAUAAAGGUAAAAGACGACAUUGGGUCCAUCCUCUCAAUCUAAAAAGGCCAGAAAAUGGUCAGUUUCAGGUAACAUUUAUGACUCUACGCAGUUACCCAGAAGAAUUUUUUAAAUAUUACCGUAUGUCGAUAACAUCGUUUGAUGAGUUGAUAUCGCUGAUAGGACCUAAAUUAUCAAAACAGCAUACUGGUUUGCGUGUGCCAAUUUCACCGGAAGAACGAUUGACCGUAACAUUAAGGUAGACAAUUUUUAAAUAAAAAUAAAGAAUGUAGACAUAAGUAUUUUUUAAUUUUU